CCGCAACUCAUCACUGCUAUAUACCUUUAUGCUUAAUUACCUUUCAGAUCCCAAUUCAUCGAAAACCAGAAAAAUUCCCAACUCUCUUUUUGUGCUCUAAACCCUAGCUAAGGAAAAUUAUAUAUGCGCCACUUUAAUCUGUAGAUCUAGCAGCAUGCUAUGCUAGAUUGAUUGGCUGGCAAGUGAUGAUCACUUAAUUUAGUUUCAUCUUCAAUUCUUCAAUUUCUGAACUAGCUAAGAUCGAGCUAGCUACAUAGGUAUGCAUCCAUUUUCUCGACCAUCAUCUUCUUUUUCCUACGGCGGCGUUUGGUUAGGAGGUCGAGGAAGAGGAGGAGGGGAUAGGGAAGAGGUAAUUAUGAAGAUGGUUAUCGAUUCUUCGACAUGUGAUGAUGCUAGUGAAGUGAAUGACACGGCGGGUGUUGAGGGUAGUAGCGGCGGGGGCGGGGUGGCGAUCGAGAAGGAACACAUGUUUGAUAAGGUGGUGACGCCGAGCGAUGUCGGGAAGCUGAAUAGGCUGGUGAUUCCCAAGCAGCACGCCGAGAAGUAUUUCCCGCUAGACUCCUCCAGCAACGAUAAGGGGCUUCUGCUCAACUUCGAGGAUCGGAACGGCAAGCCGUGGCGGUUCCGGUACUCUUAUUGGAACAGCAGCCAAAGCUAUGUGAUGACGAAAGGCUGGAGCCGGUUCGUCAAGGAGAAGAAGCUCGACGCGGGCGACGUCGUUUCUUUCCAGCGCGGCGCCUCCGAGUCCGUCAAAAAUCGGCUUUUCAUCAACUGGAGGCGCCGUCUUGAUUAUCGGUACUCCUCCAACAACCUUCAUCAUCACCGCCACCAUCAUCUCACCCCGAUGGUGUCCUUCCCACACCACCUAUCCCCCCUCCAGCGCUCUGCCAUUCAUAAUCAACACCACUACCCCGCUGCCGCUGCAGCAGCGGCGGCUUGGAACGCUCGCGCUUUGUUCACCCCGCUGCAACCGUCGUACGGCUGCACCAGUUAUGGAUUCCGCGGGAACAGCACCACCGCCCACGAUUCUUUGAUAUCCAGCGGAGUUAGCGGUCCGAUCGGCGGUGAUGUGGUGGUGAAUGAAAACCCUUGCUCGGGAGUAUCAUCAUCAGGGAUUUAUUUUAGGCCAAUAAUCACCGCCGCGAACCAACAAGAAAUGAUGCAAAGAAUAGGAGGUUGUGGUGGUGAUGGGGUGGUGUUUGAGUCGGUGCCGGUGGUCCAAGGAAAGGCGGCAGCAAAGCGGCUGAGGCUGUUCGGAGUGAACAUGGACUGCCCUAUUUCGGACGACUCUUCCUCCGCCGCCACUUCCCCCAAUUCCAACACCACAUCAACAACCACAGUUCCUGCAACUUCCCUUCAAUUAUGGCCUUGCGGAGGCAGCUACGACGGCGAUGACACUCAAGAACUGCAAACUGAUGAUAAUAAUAAGCCCCACAAGUCGCCGUCCUCGGCCUCCAUGUCCCUAGAUUUGGAUAUCUCAUCGACCUGAUGAUAAUUAUAUUUGUGACAUUUCCUUUAUUAUUACAAAUAUUAUUAUAAUUAUUACAAUUAUAUAAAUUCGUGUAUAAAUUGAAGCAGUAUAAUUAUUACUCGGUAUUAUAAUUAUAUAAUACCACUCAAUAUACAGUAAAAUUUGUUUAAUUUCAUCAUAUUAAUGGAUGUCAAUUUUCCAUUUUUUCUUCUA
Molecule: messenger RNA, 1684 nt
Organism: Cuscuta europaea
Lineage: Eukaryota; Viridiplantae; Streptophyta; Magnoliopsida; Solanales; Convolvulaceae
Source: the annotation of a GenBank genome assembly